CUUAAAAUAAAAAUAGACUUCGGAAUUCACGGGGAAAACUCGAGCGACAUGGUCGCAAACAACGAAGGCGCGGCGGGCAACGAUUCCAUGGAAGUCGAAGGCAGCGGCAGUGCAGAGAGACAGGAAGUGUCGUCGUACUGGUGUCACUUGUGCGCGAGGAAUGUACAGACCCGAUUGAACACCGAGUCGGACGAAGUCGAGUGCGAAGGAUGCGGCGGCUGCUUUGUCGAAGAGGUUGAAGACGAUACGCCGGGGCAAGAACGGGCGCAGGACUUUGUGCCUCAUGAAGGAACACCUCAAGAGACUUCGCCUGCGUCGCAAGAGCGCAGCGAUAACGUCGAAGAAGAACCCCGUCGAUCGAUUCGCAUCACCAGAUCUUCCUUGCCGAACAUGAUGCAUGACAUUUUUCAGCUAUCCCGUCAAGGCUCUGCCGGCAAUUCAGACGAGUACGGCACCCGUCUUCGCCCAAGAGGGGAUCGAACACGACUUAAUUCUCCAUGUAGAGCCUCCGACGAGCGUCGUGGACGCGUCGACCGACUCUUCACGAGUCGCGGCCAGCCCGUGGAAGUGUACAUCACUGGUGCGGGGGGUCCCGGGACAGCUGGGCUCAUGGGAGCCCUCAGCGGCAUGUUUCAAAGUGGCGGCAACUCUGGCGGCACGCUUGGCGACUAUGCAUUUGGAAACAUUUCCAACAUUAUCAACCACCUCAUGCAGAACGACCCGAACCAGCAUGGCGCCCCCCCGGCCGCGAAAACCGUGCUGGACGCGCUGCCCAAGGUGCACAUUUCCCAGGACGAAGUGGACAACAAGCACGAUUGCGCAGUGUGCAAGGACGUGUACGAGCUGAAGGAGGAGGCGCUGCGACUGCCCUGUGCCCACGACUUCCACUCGCAUUGCAUCCUUCCAUGGUUGAAGCAGCAUAACUCGUGCCCCGUGUGUCGGUUUGAACUCCCCACCGACGACCAAGAGUACGAGAGCACGCGCGGAGGGGAUGCGACCAGCACGCCCGCCAACAGUGCGAUGGCCAGCUGAUGGCGCCGUCGUCAGUAGUCUACCUUGUCCCCUCAUUUAUCGAACCAUCCAAUCACUUGAACUUCACUUCGCC
Molecule: messenger RNA, 1105 nt
Organism: Aphanomyces astaci
Lineage: Eukaryota; Oomycota; Saprolegniomycetes; Saprolegniales; Verrucalvaceae
Exons: 5
Coding region: 49-1032 (327 amino acids)
Biological process (GO): protein ubiquitination
Cellular component (GO): cytoplasm
Molecular function (GO): ubiquitin protein ligase activity
Source: RefSeq, a predicted model, not a curated record